This is a messenger RNA of Echinops telfairi (small Madagascar hedgehog), 4452 nucleotides long. RefSeq names its product calmodulin binding transcription activator 2 (gene CAMTA2). Bases 118 to 3693 code for a protein of 1191 amino acids. Gene Ontology annotation, cellular component: nucleus. Gene Ontology annotation, biological process: regulation of transcription by RNA polymerase II. Gene Ontology annotation, molecular function: double-stranded DNA binding; protein binding; transcription coregulator activity. The transcript has 23 exons. The record is from RefSeq and is a predicted model, not a curated record. Lineage: Eukaryota; Metazoa; Chordata; Mammalia; Afrosoricida; Tenrecidae.
GUCGGUGUGGGGUAGAAUGGCCGCUGCUGCCGUCACCCGCGGGACCCCGGGAGCACAGACUCCCCCUCCCCCCGGCCCCUCAGGCCGGGGGUGACUGUGCCCCCUGAAGCCCUCACCAUGAAUUCCAAGGACAUCACUGAGGUUGCUGAGAACAGCCACCACCUGAAGAUCUUUCUCCCCAAGAAGCUGCUGGAGUGUCUUCCGCGCUGUCCCUUGCUGCCGCCAGAGCGGCUCCGGUGGAAUACAAACGAGGAGAUUGCCUCCUACUUGAUCACCUUUGAGAAGCAUGAUGAGUGGCUAUCCUGUGCCCCAAAGACAAGGCCUCAGAAUGGCUCCAUCAUCCUCUACAACCGCAAGAAGGUGAAAUACCGGAAGGACGGUUACCUCUGGAAGAAGCGGAAGGAUGGGAAGACCACCCGAGAGGACCACAUGAAGCUGAAGGUCCAGGGCAUGGAGCCUGUCUCCUGGCAGUGUCUCUAUGGCUGCUACGUUCACUCUUCCAUCGUCCCUACAUUCCAUCGGCGUUGCUACUGGCUGCUCCAGAACCCUGACAUCGUCCUUGUGCACUACCUGAACGUUCCGGCCCUGGAAGAUUGUGGAAAGGGCUGCAGCCCGAUCUUCUGUUCCAUCAGCAGCGACCGGCGGGAGUGGCUCAAGUGGUCUCGGGAGGAGCUGUUGGGGCAGCUGAAGCCCAUGUUUCAUGGCAUCAAAUGGAGCUGCGGGAAUGGGACCGAGGAGUUCUCGGUGGAACACCUGGUGCAGCAGAUCCUGGACACACACCCAACCAAGCCCGCACCCCGCACCCACGCCUGUCUCUGCAGUGGGGGCCUGGGUUCUGGGAGCCUUACCCAUAAAUGCAGCAGCACGAAGCACCGCAUCAUCUCCCCCAAAGUGGAGCCCCAAGCGCUGACCCUGACCCCUAUUCCCCAUCCCCCCGAACCCCCCCCACUGAUAGCCCCACUGCCCCCAGAGCUCCCCAAGGCACAUACUUCGCCAUCUUCCUCCUCUUCCUCCUCCUCUGGCUUCGCCGAACCCAUAGAGGUCAGGCCUAGUCCGCCCACCACCCGAGGUUCCUCCAGAGGUGGCACUGCCAUCCUGCUGCUGACGGGACUGGAGCAGCGGGCGGGAGGCUUGACACCCACCCGGCACCUGGCUCCCCAGGCUGAUCCCAGGCCCUCCAUGAGCCUGGCUGUGGUGGUAGGCUCUGAGCCCUCUGCCCUACCAGCGCCUCCCAGCCCUGCCUUUGAUCCUGACCGGUUCCUCAACAGCCCCCAGAGGGGCCAGACGUAUGGAGGUGGGCAGGGAGUGAGCCCAGACUUCCCCGAGGCAGAGGCCGCCCUCGCCCCGUGCCCUGCCCUAGAGCCUGCGGCUGCCCUGGAGCCACAGGCGGCCGCUCGGGGCCUUCUUCAGUCCACAGGAGUCGGUGGGAAACGAGGAAACUGCUUCUUCAUCCAAGAUGAUGACGUUGGGGAGGAAUUCAAGGCCCAGGGGACUGCCUCACGGGCACCUUCUCCCCCUUCUUCACCCCCGCCCUCCCCUGCCCCCCUCGAGCCCUCGAGCAGGGCCGGCCGAGGAGACGCCUUGUUUGGAGGCCCGGGUGGGCCCAGCGAGCUGGAGCCCUUCAGCCUCGCCCCCUUCCCAGACCUCAUGGGAGAACUCAUCAGCGAGGAGGCCCCGAGCAUCCCCACCCCGGCCCUGAGCGCCAUCACAGACUUCUCCCCAGAGUGGUCCUACCCAGAGGGUGGGGUCAAGGUGCUCAUCACGGGUCCGUGGACUGAGGCCACCGAGCAUUACUCCUGUGUCUUUGAUCACAUUGCAGUGCCAGCCUCUCUCGUCCAGCCCGGUGUCUUACGCUGCUACUGCCCGGCCCACGAGGUAGGGCUGGUGUCCUUGCAGGUGUCAGGGCGGGAGGGGCCCCUUUCUGCCUCCGUGCUUUUUGAAUACCGCGCCCGCCGGUUCCUGUCGCUGCCCAGCACUCAGCUUGACUGGCUGUCCCUGGACGACAACCAGUUUCGCAUGUCCAUCCUGGAGCGGCUGGAGCAGAUGGAGAAGCGGAUGGCCGAGAUCGUGGCAGCCGGACAGGUGCCUUGCCAGGGUCCCGACACUCCUCCAAUCCAGGAUGAAGGCCAGGGGCCCGGGUUCGAGGCCCGGGUGGUCGUCUUGGUAGAGAGCAUGAUCCCACGCUCCACUUGGAGGGGUCCUGAACGCCUGGCCCAUGGAAGCCCCUUCCGGGGCAUGAGCCUUCUGCACCUGGCUGCUGCCCAAGGCUAUGCCCGCCUCAUUGAGACCCUGAGCCAGUGGCGGAGUGUGGAGACCGGAAGCUUGGACUUGGAGCAAGAGGUUGACCCGCUCAACGUGGAUCAUUUCUCCUGUACUCCUCUGAUGUGGGCUUGUGCCCUGGGACACCUGGAAGCUGCGGUGCUCCUCUUCCGUUGGAACCGCCAGGCGCUGAGCAUUCCUGACUCGCUGGGCCGCCUGCCCCUCUCCGUGGCACACUCCCGGGGUCAUGUACGCCUGGCCCGCUGCCUUGAGGAACUGCAGAGACAAGAGGCUUCCACCGAGCCCCCGAUUGCCCUGUCACCACCCUCCUCCAGCCCGGACACUGGUCUGAGCAGCGUCUCCUCGCCCUCGGAGUUGUCAGAUGGCACCUUCUCGGUCACAUCGGCCUAUUCCAGUGCCCCAGAUGGCAGUCCUCCCCCUGCCCCUCUGCCAGCCUCUGAGACGAUGAUGGAGGAGAUGGCCCCAGGCCAGCUAUCCUCUGGUGCCCCAGAGGGCCCCCUCCUCCUCAUGGACUUUGAGGCCACCAACCUCAAAGGGCCCCGGCCCUCCCAUGGUCCUUCCCCAUCAGCCCCGGAGGAGGGGGCUGCCCCAGAGGAAGUGGACAGCCUGCCCACCGUUGAUGUGAUCCCGGUGGACAUGAUCUCACUGGCCAAGCAGAUCAUCGAAGCCACACCAGAGCGGAUUAAACAGGAGGGCUUUGUGGGGCUGCCAGAAACCAAAGCCCCACUUCGGGAGCGGACAGGGGCCAUGGGACUUAGUGAGACCAUGUCCUGGCUGGCCAGCUACCUGGAGAACGUGGACCAUUUCCCCAACUCAGCCCCUCCUAGCGAGCUGCCCUUUGAACGGGGCCGCCUGGCUAUCCCUCCCGCACCUUCCUGGGCAGAGUUUCUCUCCGCGUCUGCCAGCGGCAAGAUGGAGAGUGACUUUGCCCUGCUGACGCUGUCGGAUCACGAGCAGCGGGAGCUGUACGAGGCUGCCCGAGUCAUCCAGACAGCCUUCCGGAAAUACAAGGGCCGGCGGCUGAAGGAGCAGCAGGAGGUGGCAGCCGCUGUGAUACAGCGCUGUUACAGGAAGUACAAGCAGCUGACCUGGAUUGCACUUAAGUUUGCCCUCUACAAGAAGAUGACCCAGGCAGCCAUCCUGAUCCAGAGCAAGUUUCGCAGCUACUAUGAACAAAAGCGGUUCCAGCAGAGCCGCAGGGCUGCCGUGCUCAUCCAGCAGCACUACCGCUCCUACCGCCGCCGGCCCGCGGGUGCCCUGCCUGCCAGGAGCAAAGGCACCUUUCUCACUAAGAAGCAGGACCAGGCAGCACGGAAGAUCAUGCGAUUCCUGCGACGCUGCAGACACAGGAUGAGGGAACUGAAGCAGCGCCAGGAGCUGGAAGGACUUCCCCAACCCGGAUUAGCCACCUGACCACCCCAGGGCGCUUCUUGCAGUCUUAACCAGGGAGGGCCUCCCGGAGGAGGGGGAGCCCCCCCAAGUCGGCAGCUUUGCCCCCUUCACCUUUGUGGGAGCCCUUCCUGGGUCCCCACCCUGGUCCCCUCUCCCAAGUGCUGAACGCCCGCCCCCCCACGCCCUCCUCACACCCUGGUCGUACCUCUCGAUCACCCCCACCUCCCCACCCUGGCUCCAGAAGACCUGGGCCCCACAUACCUGCAUCUUCAGCUGUGACCUACGGAGCCCUGCCUGCCCCUUCCCCGCCCCUCCCUGCCUGCUCCCCGGACUCGGCCCCCUCCUGACUUGCCUUAUUUAUUAUUUGUUCGACUCGUCUCUGAAUGUAUCAGCCACAGCCCCCACCUGCCUUCGCUGCGGGCGCCCCUCGGGUCGCGAGGCUGCCCAUGCCCCCACCUGGCUCCGCAUGUUGGCGUCCGUUCCCGUCCUGCCCCUGUCUCCCAUCACCCAACUCUGGCCACCAACCUCGGGGAGCCCCCAGGGUAAGGGGGCUGUACAGGAACGCGUUGCGGAGCCCGCCCCACCCCGAAGGGGACGGGGCUUGUACAUAAUGUACCAUACAGAGUAUAGUGAAGAAUCUAUUUAAGGCGCCGCGGGGAGGCCGCACGGCCAGGCUCGCGGUUCCCCGGCGCGGCGAGGGCCUCCUGCUGGCUCCACCAGCACUUUGUACGUGUGCAUGGGCUUGGUUUAUACGAAUUGCCAUUAAACAUCACUGCACCA